This is a messenger RNA of Plasmodium malariae, 828 nucleotides long. RefSeq names its product conserved Plasmodium protein, unknown function. The transcript has a single exon. NCBI's taxonomy places the organism in Eukaryota, Apicomplexa, Aconoidasida, Haemosporida, Plasmodiidae. The coding region runs from base 1 to 828 and encodes 275 amino acids. The record is from RefSeq and is a predicted model, not a curated record.
AUGAAUAAUUGUUCCUCGCUAGCUUCAAAUGAACAUGAGCAAUUUCAUAAAACUGUUAUAUAUAAAAACAGAGCAAGAAGCCUAAUACAACAAAAUAUUAAAAGUAGAUCAGAAUGUCAUAAUGAAGAACAAACUAGUGGAGGAAGUAUCAAGGAUAAAAUAAGAAGACUAUUUUCAAGUAAAUACGAUCAAUCCAUAAGGGAUCUCCAAAAAACAAAACUUCGAAUUAAUAAAAACGUACAUGAAGAGGAAAAUAAUUCUAAAAAUUUAAAAACAUGUACUCCUGUUUAUGAUCAAAAUAUAGAAUGGCAACCUGUUUAUCAUGAAACCUGUAAAAUAAAAUUACCGGUGGAAGAUUGUAGCACAAAAAUAUCCUUACCCGAUGAUGUUGUAGAUGAUUGGGUUCACAGUCAGAAUAAACUUUCAAAAGAACUAAAUGCCUCCAGAAUAAAAAGCAAACCAGAUGAUAUGGAUGUCAAUGCCUAUGAUGACAACUACUAUGAUGAAAAUAGCCACAAUAACAAUGCUGAUGGAAAAGCUAAUUCUAAAUAUAAUUGUCUUUUUAACAAAAAUUUUUCACAAAAGUCUUAUAUGCGCACUAAUGAAGAGGAGCCGUAUUCCAAAUUCAAAUAUUACUACAACUACUAUUUGGUAGAUGAAUAUUUAGAGUCUUUAGCUGAAUCUCAAAAUAAGAAUUUAGAUGCAACAGGAUUAGAUGAAAACGGGCAGCUAUAUGAUAAUGUUAGUUUAAAUGUAAAACCUAUAAUAAUGUCCAAGCACAGAUUAGAGAACGGUGUGCCAUACGAUCCAACCAAGCUAAUGAAUUAG